AACGUGGGUGUGUUCAGGUCACCAAUCACAUCAUACAUGAAUAUCGACGAAGCUAGAAGAAUAUGCUCAACGUAUUUGUCCGGCGCUUGGAAGAAUGCCGCAACAGACAACUUCACAAUGACGGAAGUCUGUGGAGGUCUAACAAAUAAACUAUUUCGUUGUCGCUUGUCGUUGUCCUCCACGGACGCCGAACCAACGGACAUACUGCUGAGAAUAUUUGGUGAAUUGGUGCAGUCAUCGACUGAAGCUUUGCUCAACAAUACUGUCGUCACGGCGCUGCUGUCUGAACGUCGGUUAGGACCAAAGCUACACGCAGUGUUUGAUGGCGGAAGAAUAGAGGAAUUUGUGUUGAAUAGUCGGCCAUUGAGGACCAAAGAGUUGGCUGAUCCGGUAACUAGUAAAAAGAUUGCUGUAUCAUUGGUCGAUAUGCACGUCACAGAGAUGCCACUAGCAAAGACUCCAUUGUGGAUCCAAGCGAUGUUGACACAAUGGAUGGAGGAAUUGAAAGGAGAUCGAAGUGCUGAUGCAUCACGUGAUCUGCCAUGUGACAUUGAAGAAGAAAUGUUAUGGAUUUGCAGAGAAUUACUACCCAAAGUAUCAUCACCGGUUGUCUUCUGUCAUAACGACUUACAAGAAGGAAACAUCCUACUCAUAGACGAAGCAGGCACUCAGAGACUUCAAUUAAUUGAUUUCGAAUAUUGCAGCUACAAUUACAGGUAUGCAUCAAGUGUCUGCUACCGUACACAGUUAAACUAUUUUCCGACUCGAAGAGGGUUUGACAUUGCCAAUCACUUCUGCGAAUGGUCACUAGACUACACAAUCAGUGAUCCACCAUACUUUGCAUUGGAGCCGUCAGACUUCCCAUCACAAGCACAGCAGGUAGGAACUAAUAUUACUAUUGUAUGUCAUCGCCUUAGAAACUGUGACCUUCAGUUGCACUUUAUACACACUUACCUGGACGAGAUAUCCAAACAUCGUUCUAUAGGAGAUAGGUGUAGAGAAGAGCAAGCAGUACUGAAAGAAGUCGAACAGUUUGUUCCGUUGUCUCACUUCGUGUGGGCUGUGUGGGGACUAUACCAGGCCAGAUCAUCAGACAUCGAAUUCGAUUACAAGGAAUAUGCUGUCCAGCGACUCUCGGCGUACAAGACAACAAAAGAACGUUUACUAGAAAAGCAACUGUAGAAAUCCGGUGUGUACACCAAUUUUUUCUGCAAGACCUAUUCUUCUAAUGGUAAUCUGAAGCACGAUGUACAGUAGAUUUGUAUAUUUAAAUUGACGAAUAGGUACAGUACACAC
Corticium candelabrum is the source of this 1296-nucleotide messenger RNA. RefSeq names its product choline/ethanolamine kinase-like. Gene Ontology annotation, molecular function: ethanolamine kinase activity; choline kinase activity. The record is from RefSeq and is a predicted model, not a curated record. The transcript has 8 exons. Gene Ontology annotation, cellular component: cytoplasm. Gene Ontology annotation, biological process: CDP-choline pathway; phosphatidylethanolamine biosynthetic process. Bases 37 to 1182 code for a protein of 381 amino acids. NCBI's taxonomy places the organism in Eukaryota, Metazoa, Porifera, Homoscleromorpha, Homosclerophorida, Plakinidae.